This is a messenger RNA of Amaranthus tricolor (Joseph's coat), 632 nucleotides long. RefSeq names its product protein RALF-like 19. The record is from RefSeq and is a predicted model, not a curated record. The transcript has 2 exons. Bases 258 to 632 code for a protein of 124 amino acids. Lineage: Eukaryota; Viridiplantae; Streptophyta; Magnoliopsida; Caryophyllales; Amaranthaceae.
AAUUAAUUAAGUGCUACUUAUGUUUUUUUACCACCAUCCAUCUCCCCUCUUUAUCUCCCUACCUUACUCUAAUAACAUCCUAUAUUCAUUUCGAUAUUCUACGUCUUUUGACAAGAAGGGAAGAAAUAGAAAACCAAAACACCCUUAAAAAAGAAUUACCCAUAUUUUCCACUUCUUUCUCUUCUUCAAAAUUUUUUUAUUUUUUUAUUUAUUUUUUUUAACUAGGAAGUCAAUUAAGAUAAUUAAUUAUUGUAUGCAUGGCUUCUAAAGUAUGGAUAGCUCUUGUUGCGGUGGCGGCAUUGAUUAUCGUUACGGAGUCGAUGUCGUUUGAUAAAUCUACGUGGGGAAUGUCUCGAUUGUCCGUCGAUGGUGACGGAAAUCUACCCAUAAUGCGUACUUGUAAUGGGCGUAGAGGAGAUUGUAUUGGUGAUGAAGAAGAAGAAGAUAAUGAAAUUACUGACCGUCGCCAAUUAGCUCGUAGAAGGUACAUAAGUUAUGAUGCAUUGAAGAAGAACAACGUACCAUGCAACAGGCGAGGACACUCUUACUAUAACUGCAACUCUAAUGCAAGGGCCAACCCUUACAAUAGAGGCUGCACCUACAUCACCCAUUGUGCCAGGAACCUUGGCUAA